AUGGAUAUUCUAAAGGCUCGCCAUGACUCUCCUGUUGAGGGUCAUCAUAGUGAAAACUGGAGUUCAGCGAAAGUGCUUGAAUGUGGGUACUACUGGCCAACACUUUAUCAUGAUGCUAGCUUGAUGGUGAAAUCCUGUGAUGAAUUCCAACGACAUAAGGCAAUCUUUAGGAGGCAUGAGAUGCCUAUGAAGUAUGUUAUGGAAGUUGAACUCUUUGAUAUGUGGGGUUUCGACUUCAUGGGGCAUUUUAUCAGUUCUGGUGGCAUGAUAUACAAUCUGGUGGCUGUGGAUUAUGUCUCAAAGUGGGUAGAAGCAGUGACUUUACCCAAAAAUGAAGGGAAGAGUGUCGUUAAAUCUCUCAAGUAG
This is a messenger RNA of Lycium barbarum (goji berry), 366 nucleotides long. RefSeq lists its product as uncharacterized. The transcript has a single exon. NCBI's taxonomy places the organism in Eukaryota, Viridiplantae, Streptophyta, Magnoliopsida, Solanales, Solanaceae. Gene Ontology annotation, molecular function: nucleic acid binding. The coding region runs from base 1 to 366 and encodes 121 amino acids. The record is from RefSeq and is a predicted model, not a curated record. Gene Ontology annotation, biological process: DNA integration.